Molecule: messenger RNA, 3888 nt
Organism: Prorocentrum cordatum
Lineage: Eukaryota; Dinophyceae; Prorocentrales; Prorocentraceae
Source: the annotation of a GenBank genome assembly
AUGUCCGACAACCGUGCUGCUCCUCGUGAGCUUCUACCUCUUCCUAUACCGCCUUCAUGGUCUUCGCCGUCCUGGCCUAGGCACCGCUGCAGGAGGCUGCAGCAGCGCUUCGACCGCAGGAAGGCAGUUCUGAGUCGCGCCGUCGACUCCGUCAAGGCGCUUAAUUGGUUGCAUGGUGGGCGCCAGCCUCCAAGUUUUUCGAGUCCGACCCUGUCGCAGGCUACGGCUCUUCAGCACCUUCUGGACGUGCAUCGGACUGACGUCCCGGAGAUCGUUAAUGCCGAGGCAGCCCGCGUGGAGUUGCUCGGCGCAGGUCAGGAUUACGCUGGUGGUCCUGAACUUCCCAUCGCGAGUUACGACAAGGAUCUGCUCUCCAUGCCCCAGCUUGGGGCGGAGCCCGUCGACCUGUCCACGGUGCUGGAGGGCAGGGCCAGAGAAUGUCUCGUCAACUUCGAAGAGGAGAUCUUGCACGGUCCCGACGAUUGGGGCCAUAUUACUGAGUGUGAGGAACAUGUUAGACCGUAUAUGGAUCCAGUGCUUAAGUCCGACGCUGACGCUUACUUCGGCUUCGUGAUGAGGGGUCACAGGUCGGGUUUGUUUCGCUUCGGCCGCACGCCCCGUGUCAUCGUCACCCCUUUCUUUGUGAAGAAGAAGGCUGGCACUUUGAGAUUGAUACUUGACUGCCGUCCGAGUAAUCGCAGAAUGCGAGAGAGCCCCUACGUUCGGCUGGGAGGGCCGGCUGAUGUUGCUCGGCUAUGGCACUCGCGCAGCGACGGGGACCCGUACGUGGCCCUCGGCGACGUAAAGGAUUAUUUUCAUUGCUGCGGGCUUCCACCAGGCCUUAGUCCAUAUUUUUCCCUGCCGCCCGUGUCAGGUCUGCGACUUCUUCAGGCUGGUAUUCACAAUGUCGAAGGUAUCCCUGUUCUCCCCGGUGACAGCAUCUUUCCACAGUCCAGGGUCGUUCCCAUGGGGUGGUCUUGGGCCUGUUACUUUGCGCAGUCUGCUACAACGUCCCUGGUGCAUCGUUUCUCGGGCUCCGAGGGUGACAGCUUCCUGGAAUCAUGUAAGCCUCCUCCUGGUCUCGAUCGGCCCGCUUACAAAGUCUACAUAGACGACAUUAGCAUCUUCGGCCAAGGUAAGUCGCAGACCGAUAGGAUCGCCAAACAGGUUUUCGACGGGGUCGAGAGUGUGGGCUUUAGAGUCCACGAGCGCACGUCUGCCAGCAAGUGGGCUCUCACGCUCGGCCUUGAGAUCGACUUCCUGCAUAGCACGGUCCAAGGAAAAAGGCAAAAGAGGUGGAAGUUGAAGGCAGUUCUGGAUUGGUUAUCAGGUGCUCCGUAUGUGUCGGGUAAGGAGAUUGAGAGACUCCUGGGCCAUACCACCUUCCACUUCGGUCCUAAUCGGCUCUUCCUGUCCAUCUUUAACAGUGCCUAUGACUUUAUUCGUUCGAGUUACACCUCUCGAGUGCGUCUAUGGCCCUCGGUGGCUAGGGAGUGCUGGGCCGCUGGGUGUCUUAUCUCGUUCGCGUUCGCCGAUCUGGGAAGGGGCUUCGACCCGCUCGUGAGCUGUUUCGACGCUAGUACGUGUGGGGCAGGGGUUGUCACGGCGCCUUGGGACUCGGCUCAGGUUCGGUCCGAAUGCGAAUGGGAGGAGAGAUGGCGUUUCAAGUGGGAUGUGUACGAUCGAGUUGCGCCCAGGGACAACAACUUCUCAUCGCUGGACUGGGGGGACAUUGAAAGCGUCAAGCCUUGUCGUGACAGGUCGUUGCUCUGGUCGCUUGACAAGUCGUUCAGAGAGGUCCCGAAAGAGAACCUUGUGGGCCCCACGUGGACCAAGGUCGUUCGGAGUUUUUGGAAGGACGAGGAGCCGAUAUUCUGUCUGGAGGCUCGCGCGGGUCUGCUGGCGGUGCGUCACAAGUUACGGGCGGUCUCCAGUUUCGGUAAGACUCAUCUACACCUUGGGGACUCCAUGACCGCCAUCCUGGCUUUCGAGAAGGGUCGGGCUAAACAUCGAGGUCUUCUGGGUGCUUGCCGUCGCCUUUUGGCUCUGAGCGUGGCCUCCAACACCAGGCACCAUUUCAGGUGGGUGCCGUCGGAGCUGAACCCGAGUGAUCCUGAUUCACGUUACUUCGAGCUUCCAGUUGACAGUGAUGGCCGACGGUUGCUUCGUCGCUCCACGUCUCGGGCCUGGACGGCACAGGCUGAUGGCAAGGGGAGCUGGCGGGCCGUCGAUCCAGGCGACAGUGCCUUCGCCGACGGCGGGCGUGGUCAAUCUGAGCCGCCUGGUGCCUUCGGCGGGCCCGACUGCCCUGACUGGGCCGCGCCCUCGGCGCCGCCCAAGGCGGACCCGCUGGACACGGUGCUGGCCGAGAAGACACGUCGGUCGGCUCGACGCCUGGUGCUCAAGCGUCAGAGGGCGUUGAAGCGGGUUCGUGCCAUAGGGGGCGUGGUUCCAGCCCUGAGGGCUCUGAAGGGCGAGCGCACAGUGCUGGAGAGCUCUCACCCGUCGACUCCCGUCAGGAGGGACUACUGUCGGCGGCUCGACAAGUUCUGGGAGUUCGGGCGAAGCCAAGGUCUCUCCUUGGCCAACCUGAAAGUUUGCGACGACGCGCUGUGCGACUUUGCCGACCUGCAGUUCCUGGACGGCGAACAGGUCGACGCGGGGGCCAAGCUCCUGGCCGCCUUGGAGGACCACGACGUGCAGCGGUUCGGCAAGCCCAGCCUUCCUCGGUUUCGACGAGUUCUUCGAGCUUGGCAUCGGAAGGGGCCUGUGGGCAGCAGGGACCCUCUACCGUUCCGCCUCUUGGCGGGCAUCUUGGGUGUCCUGUCGCUCCACGGCUUCCACGAGGAGGUGCUGGCUCUGGCCCUCAUGUUCAGCUGCUACCUGCGCCCGUCCGAGCUCCUGACGGUGGUCGAAGGCGACCUCCUGGAGCCGGUGGCCAACGCGGGCGUCGCCCUCGCGUGCUGGAGUCUGCUCCUGCGGCCGUUCGAGAGGGAGGAGCCGACCAAGGUCGGCCAGUUCGACGACACGCUCCCGCUCGACAGCCCCGACUUCCCCGGCUUAGGGGCCCUCCUUGCUGGCUUGCGCGGAGGGGAUGCGGAGGUCUGGCUCUUCAGUUUCAGCCAGACGCAGCUGCUGCGCCGCUUUCAGGCGGCUUGUCGCGCGGCGGGCCCGGGCUCGCUGAACCUCGAAAUGCACCAGCUGCGCCACGGAGGAGCGUCGAGGGAUUUCCUGCUGAAGACGAGGGAGAUUCAGGCGGUCAAGCAGCGAGGACGCUGGGCGAACGAUCGCACCUUGCUCCGCUACAUGAAGGCGGGCAGGGUGCAGAGGCUUCACAAGGCUCUGACGCCCGAGGCCAGCCGCUGGUGCCAGGAGGCGGAGGCCAACCUCUCGCUCGUCCUUCGCGGCGCGAGCCUGCCGCGGUCUCUCGGCGGCGGGUUUGUGAUCGAGGUCUUCUCGGGCAGCGGGCGGUUGGCCAAAUCCUUCGCGGAGCUUGGCGUCCCAGCGCUGACCUGGGACAUCGAGCACGGCCCCGCUGGCGACCUGCUGGACAACGACGUGCUGCGCUGUGUGCUGUCGCACAUUGCCUCGGGUAGGGCGACCGCCAUCGACCAUCCCGCGGGCUCCGCGGGCUGGAUGUGGCAUCGCCUGCUGGGCCUGGGCACCAACCUCGCAGUGACCCAGGGAGAGUGCGCGCUGCCCUUCAUCGACGGUUGGCUCGACCACGGCGUGCUGCGGCAUGGUUCCAACGACAUGAAGAAGGGCCUCAGCGUGCAGGGCCUCAUGGACCACGAGCAGUUUCUCACGAAGCUCCUGUCCCUGGACCCGAGGGGGGCUUCUUUGCAUGGGGCGACCUGGUGGAAGCGUUCACGGACGGGGGCGUUCUAA